AUGUCUUCAUCCAAAGAAAAGAUACCAGAGAUGGUCGCAAACCAAUCAGUAUCAAAUCAGCCGAAAGGCACUUCACAUGUAACUAAAAUUUCCGAGACCGCGCGGUCCCAGAAAUCCGAUGCAUUACCACCAUGGAACCAGUAUGAUAAAGCGUUUAUUGCAGAAGAGUGCACAUUGGAAGCAAAUAAAAUUGGCGAAAAGGAGGCAAGAGCCCUAAUAUAUGAUAAA
Racocetra persica is the source of this 228-nucleotide messenger RNA. The record is from the annotation of a GenBank genome assembly. NCBI's taxonomy places the organism in Eukaryota, Fungi, Glomeromycota, Glomeromycetes, Diversisporales, Gigasporaceae.